Molecule: messenger RNA, 2585 nt
Organism: Monomorium pharaonis (pharaoh ant)
Lineage: Eukaryota; Metazoa; Arthropoda; Insecta; Hymenoptera; Formicidae
Product: glycerol-3-phosphate acyltransferase 4-like
Biological process (GO): triglyceride biosynthetic process
Cellular component (GO): endoplasmic reticulum
Molecular function (GO): glycerol-3-phosphate O-acyltransferase activity
Source: RefSeq, a predicted model, not a curated record
UACGGCCGACAAAACAUAGAGAAUGUAAGGAAGAAAAACGGUACUCGGAAUGAAGAUAUGGAUGAAGAUCUUACUACAGAAGAAUGUGAGUCAUCAAUGAUUACGGAAAAAGAUUCAACAACAGUGUUGCAUAAAAUGCAAAACGGGAAUGUGAGCAAUUCGGUGAUAGCCAGGUCAAAAGACUUAAUCUUAGUCCCCGAGCCAGAAAUGCACAGUCACAAUCACGAGAAUAACGAUGACGAAUUAAAUCUUAAAAAUGAUAAAAAACCGUCAAUGAUUGUUAUCAAAGAGGAUAGUCUUAAUUCGAAAACUUCUCUUGAAACGCUAAAAACCGGAUUUGCACCGGCGAGUUUGGAUUACAUCAGAGCGGGCUUUGAAGCCAUUAUAGAAGAUGAAGUGACUUCACGUUUUGAAGCUGAAGAACUUAAGAACUGGAAUCUAUUAACUCGAACGAAUAGACACUACGAAUUUAUCUCCUGGAAGUUAACUUUUAUAUGGAUGUUUGGAUUUGUCAUGCGCUACUGUUUUUUGCUACCACUAAGGAUAUUUAUCUGCUUCAUAGGGGUACAGUAUCUCGUAGUUGUAACAUUUUUUAUCGGCUUUCUACCCAAUGGCCGCAUAAAACGUUGGGCGAACAACCAAGCCUCCCUUAUUGCGUUCAGAAUAAUGUCUUGUUCUCUCUCGAGUGUGAUCACGGUCCACAAUCCCGAGUACAAACCAAAGAACGCAGGGAUGUGCGUGUCGAAUCAUACGUCCACCAUCGACGUCUGCAUUUUAUCCACGCAAACGACAUUUUCUUUGGUGAUGUGGCUGACAGUGUGUACUGCAGUAGUGGGCUACGUUCCCGAGGGUAGUUUCAAGCGAUGGCUCAACUACAGAGUCUCCAUAAUGUGCUUUGCUGUCUUAUCCAGUGCUCUGUCUUCAGUCAUCACGUACAACAAUCCAGAGAAUCGACCUGUUAGAGGCAUAUGUGUAGCUAAUCACACAUCUCCUAUUGACGUUCUCGUACUAAUGUGUGAUAAUUGUUAUUCAUUGAUAGGUCAGAGGCAUGGUGGUUUCUUAGGAAUUUUACAAAGAGCUCUUGCCCGUGCCUCUCCACAUAUAUGGUUUGAACGCUCUGAGGUUAAAGACAGAGAAGCAGUUGCGAAAAGGUUAAAGAAACAUGUAUCAGAUCCCACAAACCCACCGAUACUUAUAUUUCCGGAGGGUACGUGUAUCAACAAUACAUCAGUUAUGCAAUUCAAAAAAGGCAGUUUUGAAGUGGGCAGCGUUAUUUAUCCUGUGGCUAUAAAAUACGAUCCAAGAUUUGGAGACGCAUUUUGGAACAGUAGUCGAUAUUCAAUGUUACAAUAUUUAUAUAUGAUGAUGUCCAGCUGGGCUAUAGUCUGCGAUGUAUGGUAUCUCCCUCCAAUGUACAGGAAGGAAGGAGAGAGUGCCAUUGAUUUUGCGAAUAGAGUGAAAUCUGUGAUAGCGCGGCAAGGUGGUCUUGUCGAUCUACAAUGGGACGGCCAACUGAAGAGGAUGAAACCGAAAAAGGAAUGGAGGGAAAAGCAGCAAGAAGAAUUCAGUAAACGAUUAAAAGUCGAAUAAAUAGUAAUAUCAUUUCUAGUCAUAGCUUCAUAAUACGCAUAUUGCGUGAUAUUUGCUUAAACAAAAUCAUUUUAUUCAAUUGGCUCCUUCUGUUACAUAUUAUUUCCGCAUACGUCAUAAUAAUGAGGAAAAUCUAGGUGUCCCAUUAGUCUGCUUUAAAUUUUAGAUAUAAAUAUUUCCGCAAAUAUGACAGUUUGCACUUUUUUGACAAAUUUCUAGAUAAAAACCAUUGACAUUCUGACAUUAUGCAAAGUAAUGUAAUAUUAUACAUUUGCACCAUUAUAAAUGUAAUUUUUUAAUUUUGUGCUGAGUAACUACUGCAGCUUAUACCUUGAAAGAUUCGAAUUUUCAUUUAAAGUGCAAAUGUAAUAUUUGCUAAUUUUUAAUAGUAAGGUUCGAUAAUUACGGCAUUACGAAUUUAUUAUUUAUAUGUGAAAUGUAUAAUUAUAUUAAAACGUGUGAUAUUUUUUGCAUGUGAGUGUAUGUAGCAUAAAAAAAAUUUCCGAUUAUUCGUACGUACUAAAUUAUUGGACGUAGUUAGAUAGUUUAGAUAACAUACAUUAAUUUUCUCUUAUAUAUGAGAAGAAAAAAUGUUAUAGUUUUUGCUAUAGUUAAAAAAGAAACGAAAUAUUUAUUCAUUUUUCUGUCUAAAGAUUUAGGUGAAACAAUUUAUCACUUCAGGUUACCUAGAAAUAUUACCAGGUUUUCUAGAAAUACUGUGUACACGAUUGCAUUAUGUUAUUUUUCUAUUAAAACUGAAUAGCAUCUCAAUAUACAUACAUAUAUAUAUAUAUAUAUAUAUAUAUAAAAUAUAUAUAUUUUCUACUUUUAUAUUUUACAUACAUAGAAUGUGAACUUUUUUAGCGUUCUAUAUUGCAAUGCAUGUCAAUAUAAUAUAUGGUUAUGAAUUUAAUGUAUAAGUGAAAACACACGCGUGUGCAUAUUAAUGUAUCUAUAUAGAUGCAAUUCAAAAGACUAGGUUCAAAGGAACAAAA